UUGUAUACGUAGAAACGAUCUCGAGCACUAAACGAUAAAACCUUGAGAGUCUUGAGGAGUCUGGCCAGUGCCUUCGCAGACGUGGAUCCGCAAACUACAUGAAAUCGGUGUUUUUAACGCGUUCUGUGUCUGCGUCAUCGGUUAAUUCAAUUUCGAUAGACCGGACGUAUCUCUCAUGAAAAUACAUAUUUGAAUAUAACGUGAGAAAUGGUUACGAUCGUGAAAGAAAGUGCGAAUUAUUACACUUACUUCUUAUAUUUAUUUUUUACGAUUGAUCAAAUUUAUCAAAAAUAUACAAGAAAAGUCAUUUGAAAACUAAUACACGAACAUCAUAAUCCAACACGUGUGUUAUAUUAGGUUUUUGUUUUUCUUUUUUUUUUUUUCCUUUUUUUUUCUUUUCCGAAAGACAGAUUGAAUCAAUAGAACAGCUCCCUCGAUCCCUAUCGAUUCAUCUUCGUCCCGAAUUCUUACUCACAGUCAAAGCAAACAUUUCGGUAAAAAAAGAAAGAAAAAAAUAAAAAAAGAAAGAAAAAGGGAAAAAAGAGAAAAGAAGAAAAAAAGCGAAAUCUGAAAGGCACGUGUAUUUCGUGGAUUACUAUAUACACUCGACAGACUUUUUUUCGAUUUGUUACGACAGCUUACGUGAUCAAGAAAAGAAAUAGCAGAAUUUCCAAGUCAUUGGCCAUUCAUUCAUUCCUAUUCUCUCUUUCAUCUCUAGGAAUAACGUUCUCUGAAUUUUAUAUUCUAAGAAGAUUGCCCACGCCGAAUUUUUCGAGAUACCGAAAAGAUGAAGUCAUUAAUUUGCACUUUAUAAACGUACAUUUCAACGUCGAACGAGUCAGAUAAUAUCGAGAACUCGAAUGUAUCUGAUUGGUAAGUUUGUCCGUAAGUUUGUCCGUUAAUCGAAAAGUUGUGUGUUAAAUUAUUGUCGAAGAUACAAGAAAAGGUAUAAUUAAACGAAGAACUUCAAGAAAUAAUUCCAUGAAAAAUAUGUCCAUUAAUAUAUCCAUUUGAAAAUCUAAUAUAACUGACAUAAAUAUGUAUUACUGAUAGUCCAGUGAAGAAAAUGUCAAGGUGAAACGGAAGAUACCGAAGAAUAAGAAAAAAAAAUCGACGAGAGAAACACGAAAGGAAUCGAUUGUUGAUCGUAAGAAAAAAAAAAAAAAAAAAGAAAAAAGAAAGGAAAAGACAAAUUGUUUGAACAAUAUGUCAAUCAUUCAUAAACGACAAAUGGUCUUCUUAAGAUUUCUUAAUGCCAAUCGUCCGAAAGGUGAAUGAAUUUCUCUCUGAGUGUAUUUCUUGAUAGAAAAAAAAAAAAAAAAGAAGAAAGAGAAAAGAAAUUCGACAUGCAUCGACUUAGCAAUUCGAAAAGAAACUUGUGCAGUAUUAUGCGCAACUUAACAUCUUCGUUUUUACUCUUCGUUCUUAUGUCAAGACUAAUUAUCGUCGAGAGUAUAAUGCCUGUCAUUCAUUCUAUAUCAUUGCAAAACGAUACAUUUAUACCGGAAGACUAUAAAGAUCUACCGUUAGUUGGAAAAUGUUGUCCAACGGGUCAAAUAUUAAUUUUAAAAAAAGAUCAAAGUAGGAAAUGCAUUCCAUCGAAUACAUCGGAGUUAAUGUUCUCACCACCUUUUCAUGAAUAUAAUUCAUCUGGUAUUGAGAUACCAGGUAAUGAACGUAAUCGUUUCGUUGCGCUCGUCGGCGAACCUUGUCACUCAAAGAGAGUCUCGGUAAUACAACAAAACGAUCAAGAAGAAGAACAUUAUCUUUUACUUAACGGUUCAAUUUCUUUACCCGACUCUAUUCCUCGAAUCCUCAUGCCUGGCCAAGAUUAUUGCAUGGAAAUCACCCCAACGUUAGGUCUGAUAAUAGUGAUAUGCUUUCCGAAAGAUAAUAAAAUAUUAAUGGCAGACGCUAGAAUAAUAUUUUAUGCCUGUGGACUUUUAAUAUCCGUACCAUUUUUAAUACUCACCAUAAUAGCCUUUUCAAUAACGCCCAGGUUGAGAGAUAUCUAUGGAAAAAUACUUUGUCAUUAUUGUGGAUGUCUCGCUUUAGCGUUCACCGGUUUAGCCAUUACGCAACUUGGCGGUGUACAUUGGGAAGGUCAUACAUGUAUAUGCAUAGCCUUCGUCAUUGAAUUCUCGUUCGUGGCAUGUUAUUUUUGGUUGAACGUAAUGUGCAUCGAGACAUGGUUGUUAAUAAGGAAUCACGUUCAUCAUGUUGCCUACCAAAGAAUAAAACCUAAUGUACUCUUUUUUUAUUACUCGAUAUGGGCUUGGGGAUCUUCAGGUAUUUUUAUUCUUUUAUCUAUAAUAAUGGACCUCAACCCGACGAUACCAAUGAUAUACAUAAAACCAAACGACAUUAGCGAAAACGACAACUGUUGGUUUAAACCGGACAUCAAGACGAUGCCAUUCUUUUUUGUGCCAGUUGGGUUGCUCUUACUAGUCAAUUUAAUAUUUUUUAUCUUAACUGGAAUAACGAUAAGACGAUACCAAAAAGAUCUAUCGCUUAGGCGAUUAGCCAGAAAUCUGGAAUCCGAUCGGCAAGACCAAAGGAUGUUUCGUAGUUUGAAGAGAACAUUUAUAGUCUGCAUAGUAUUAUAUUCAUUGAUGAGUUUAACUUGGACCAUGGAAUUGAUAUCAUGGUUUACCGGUGGUAAUCCCUUCGAUUGGUCCGUCUACGAUCUAGUGAAUGCUUUACAAGGUCUUCUUGUUUUUGGUCUCUUUGUACUUCGUAGACCAGCUAGAGACUUCAUUUGGUAUAGAAUACAAAGAUUUCGUGGUAUCGACGUCGUUGAACCACAACCUGAUACCGCUGUUUUUAGUUUACUUACGGUCAUAAAUUAAAAAAAAAAAAAAAAAAAAAAAAAAAAGAAAGGAAUAUAAAAAAAAAAGAAAAUAUCGCUGGCCC
Messenger RNA from Vespa velutina, 2913 nucleotides. RefSeq names its product G-protein coupled receptor Mth2-like. Gene Ontology annotation, cellular component: membrane. Bases 1275 to 2849 code for a protein of 524 amino acids. Gene Ontology annotation, molecular function: G protein-coupled receptor activity. The transcript has 6 exons. Gene Ontology annotation, biological process: G protein-coupled receptor signaling pathway; cell surface receptor signaling pathway. The record is from RefSeq and is a predicted model, not a curated record. Lineage: Eukaryota; Metazoa; Arthropoda; Insecta; Hymenoptera; Vespidae.